Messenger RNA from Drosophila melanogaster (fruit fly), 1375 nucleotides. RefSeq lists its product as uncharacterized. The record is from RefSeq and is marked reviewed. NCBI's taxonomy places the organism in Eukaryota, Metazoa, Arthropoda, Insecta, Diptera, Drosophilidae. The transcript has 2 exons. The coding region runs from base 7 to 1254 and encodes 415 amino acids.
AGCAAAAUGAAAUUCCUGAUAGCUUUUGCCCUGGUGGCCGUGGCCAGCGCAGAUGUUUCUCAUCUGUUCUCGAACAGCAACAACCUGCAGGAGGAUGGAUACCACUAUGCGCCACCUAGCGCUCCGGUCGUCAUCGACGUGCCGUAUGUGCCCCACGAGUCUGCCCCACCAAGAGUAGUGGUCUACGAGGCCCCCAAGCCCAAGCCCACACCCCCUCGCCCCGUCUACACACCACCAGUGGUCAUCCCCUCCGAGCCCGCCGGUGUCCUCAAGGACGAUGGUUACCACUACGGACAGCCCUCCGUGAAAUUCGAGGUCUCUGCUCCUCCACCACCGAAGGUUGAGUACCUGCCUCCUCCGACCAAGAAGGUGGUUAUCGCCCCUCCCCCAGUGUAUGUGCCACCCCCAACCAAGAAGGUUGUCUACACCCCACCCCCACCACCACCAACCAAGAAGGUCGUCUACACACCACCCCCACCACCACCAACCAAGAAGGUCGUCUACACACCACCCCCACCACCACCAACCAAGAAGGUCGUCUACACACCACCCCCACCACCACCACCACCGAAGAAGGUCGUCUACACUCCACCCCCAACUGGCAUCCUGAAGGACGAUGGCUACCACUACGGCCAGCCCUCCGUGAAAUUCGAGGUCUCUGCUCCUCCAGCACCCAAGGUUGAGUACCUGCCUCCUCCGACCAAGAAGGUGGUUAUCGCCCCUCCCCCAGUGUACGUGCCACCACCAACCAAGAAGGUUAUCUACACCCCACCCCCACCACCACCAACCAAGAAGGUUGUCUACACCCCACCCCCACCACCACCAACCAAGAAGGUCGUUUACACACCACCCCCACCACCACCACCACCGAAGAAGGUCGUCUACACUCCACCCCCAACUGGCAUCCUGAAGGACGAUGGCUACCACUACGGCCAGCCCUCCGUGAAAUUCGAGGUCUCUGCUCCUCCAGCACCGAAGGUUGAGUACCUGCCACCCCCACCCACCAAAAAGGUGUACGUCGCUCCCCCAGUCUACGUGCCACCACCCACCAAGAAGGUCGUUGUGUACACCCCACCUCCACCACCACCGCCAGUGUACAUCCCUCCCCCAACCAAGAAGGUCGUCGUCUACACACCACCCCCACCACCACCACCGACCAAGAAGGUGUACGUGACCCCCAAGGUCGAGUACCUGCCCCCCGUCCAGAAGGGAUACAGCUACCCCAACGACCCCCAGCCCGCGUUCAACUUCUAGGCUCUCGAAGCUCGUUGUAAAUACACAGAUUAAGUAUUAGCCAUAUUUUUGAACGAAUUGUGAAUGAGUGGCUUGGCCUUUCCCUGUCGCAGGAAAGCCAAGUCCACUUGAUAUAACCGUG